CUACGCACAAGCUGGUGGGGUGUGGCUGGAGUGCAGCUCGUGCGCGCGCACGCAGGAGGCGGAGGCGCGUUCGUGCCUUGAAGUGUGAAAGUUGUAUCCGACUCCCGGAGAGCGCUCCGGCUGAGCGGCAUCAUGGACGACCUGGAUGCAUUGCUUGCUGACCUGGAAUCUACUACAUCUCAUAUUGCCAAGCGGCCUGUCUUCUUAUCCGAGGAGACCCCAUAUUCCUUUCCCAGUGGGUGCCAUACCUACCAAGAAAUUUCUGUGACAGCUGCACCCGCGAACGAGUCCCUCAAUGGAACAGUCCAUGCAGACCCUCUGGAUUCCUGGUCAAGCAGCUCCAAUAAAUAUUCACAUCAGCAGAAUUCCCUUCACGAUUCUUCAGCUCUGAAAGACAAUGUUAUAUCACCUUCCGCUGGAGAAGAGGAGCAUGUGUACAGUUUUCCCAAUAAGCAGCGAUCUGCAGAGCCAUCUCCCACUAUUAUAAGCACGUCUCUGGGCAGCAAUUUGUCAGAGUUGGACCGUCUACUCCUGGAAUUGAAUGCUGUGCAGCAAGGGCCGCCAAGUAGCAUAUCCUCAGAUGACCUGAGUAGAAACAUCUUACAGCCCGUGACUCCCCCUCUCACCAGCGUGCCAGGCAACUCUGCUAUAAUGAUUGGACAAGCCUCAAAGGAAAAGCCUAAGCGAAAUGGAGCACGGGGAAUAGAGGAUGUCCGUCCAAGUGUGGAAAGCCUUCUAGAUGAACUAGAGAGCUCUGUUCCCAGUCCAGUCCCGUCAAUCACUGUGCCUCAAGUAGAGAUAGGCAACCCUCAGAGAGUCAGCACCAACCAGCAGCAAACUCGAAUCUCUGCCUCUUCUGCCACACGUGAACUGGAUGAACUCAUGGCCUCACUUUCUGAUUUUAAGUUCAUGGCUCAAGGAAAGUCUGUGAAUAGCUCUCCUCCUUCCAGUGCCCCAAAGCCAGGCAGUCAGCUGGACAACAUGCUGGGUAGCCUGCAGUCUGAUCUUAACAAGCUGGGAGUGGCCACCGUGGCUAAGGGUGUUUGUGGAGCUUGCAAGAAGCCAAUUGCUGGUCAGGUUGUCACAGCUAUGGGAAGGACCUGGCAUCCUGAACACUUCGUAUGCACACACUGCCAAGAGGAAAUUGGAUCACGCAACUUCUUUGAGCGAGAUGGUCAGCCUUACUGUGAAAAAGACUAUCACAAUCUAUUCUCCCCUCGCUGUUUUUACUGUAAUGGGCCUAUACUGGAUAAAGUUGUGACCGCUUUAGACAGAACUUGGCAUCCUGAACAUUUCUUCUGUGCACAGUGUGGAGCAUUUUUUGGCCCAGAAGGUUUCCAUGAGAGGGAUGGUAAGGCCUAUUGUCGUAAGGAUUACUUUGACAUGUUUGCCCCCAAGUGUGGUGGAUGCACCCAUGCCAUCUUGGAGAAUUAUAUAUCUGCUCUGAACACGCUGUGGCACCCAGAGUGCUUUGUUUGCAGGGAAUGCUUUACUCCAUUUGUUAAUGGGAGCUUCUUUGAACACGACGGGCAGCCAUACUGUGAGGUUCAUUAUCAUGAGCGCCGUGGAUCGCUGUGUUCUGGCUGCCAAAAGCCCAUCACUGGCCGUUGUAUCACCGCUAUGGGGAAGAAGUUCCAUCCAGAGCACUUUGUCUGUGCCUUCUGCCUUAAGCAGCUUAACAAAGGAACCUUCAAGGAGCAGAAUGACAAGCCAUACUGCCAGAACUGCUUCGUCAAGCUCUUCUGUUAGAGUUCUGCACUGUGUUUAAACAUUUCACUUAUGAGGUUAUGAGCAGCUCAUACGGGCAGCUCAGGUGGUUAAUAGCUGGAUACCGAAGGGAAUGGAGCAUUGAAGGUAGAGAGUGGGAUUACAUACGCCUUUCGCUUCCACUUCAUUUUCUUAUAAGGUGCUGAUUUUCUGGGUGUCAGGCAUUUCAUCUUUCCUUGCUUCAAGGAGCACCCCCUCUUGUUUCACAAAGGUCUGCUCCUGAUGAGUAUUCAUGAAUCCCCAUUUCCCUGGGUUUGCAUAAUAUCAUUGACCACAUGGCAUGUUUACUUUGUGCUGUGGGUGAUGCAGCACUUAAGAGAGACAAUCUUCUAUGCAGCAGACGAAGGGUUGCUUGUGUGCGAGUGAGUGCGUGUGAAUGGUUUGUGAAGGAAUAGAAAGGAAUCUGCUGUAGGUUCCCUUGAGAUGAAA
This is a messenger RNA of Nanorana parkeri, 2196 nucleotides long. It is a transcript of the gene PXN, whose product is annotated as paxillin. NCBI's taxonomy places the organism in Eukaryota, Metazoa, Chordata, Amphibia, Anura, Dicroglossidae. The transcript is spliced from 11 exons. The record is from RefSeq and is a predicted model, not a curated record. The coding region runs from base 133 to 1749 and encodes 538 amino acids. Gene Ontology annotation, biological process: endothelial cell migration; substrate adhesion-dependent cell spreading; transforming growth factor beta receptor signaling pathway.